This is a messenger RNA of Tripterygium wilfordii, 3607 nucleotides long. Its product is annotated as kinesin-like protein KIN-UC. The record is from RefSeq and is a predicted model, not a curated record. Gene Ontology annotation, molecular function: ATP binding; microtubule motor activity; microtubule binding. Gene Ontology annotation, biological process: microtubule-based movement. Lineage: Eukaryota; Viridiplantae; Streptophyta; Magnoliopsida; Celastrales; Celastraceae. The transcript has 22 exons. Bases 156 to 3296 code for a protein of 1046 amino acids.
AAAAUGGCCGUCCUUCCCAACGCACGACGACAACAACAACUCAUCAGAAAAAGAAACGGUCUCUGCGUACAAGAUCCCCAGUCUCUCUUUCUUUCUUUCAUUGUUCGUUGCUGGUGAUUUCUCUCUGUCGUAGUGGAGUUUGGAGCUGAUUCGCAAUGGCGUCAAAUUCGUCUACUGCAAUGGCGAGAGUGUCCUACAGGCAGCAACAGCUUCACAAUUCGUCCCACGGACAUGGUUCUUCUCUGAAUUCGUCUUCAAGAAAUGUGAAUGGGAACGUGAAUGACAGUAACGGCACACAACAACAAGCUAAUCAUUCUGCUCGCGCUAAGGCACCUGUUACGCGGCGCUCUGUCACUCCCACUUCCCGUUCUGUCUCUACCAACAUCGACUUUGACAACGAUCCUGGAAGAGUGAGAGUGGCUGUUAGACUUCGACCCAGAAAUGCUGAAGAUAUCCUUUCAGAUGCUGAUUUUGCAGAUUUUGUUGAAUUGCAGCCUGAGUUGAAGCGGCUAAAGUUAAGAAAGAACAACUGGAGUUCUGAAUCUUACAGAUUCGAUGAAGUUUUUACAGAAACUGCCUCUCAAAAGCGCAUUUACGAAGUGGUGGCAAAACCAGUAGUUGAGAGUGUCUUGAGUGGAUAUAAUGGGACAGUUAUGGCUUAUGGGCAAACAGGCACUGGCAAAACUUACACGCUUGGCAGACUUGGUAAAGAUGAUGCAUCUGAGCGUGGCAUUAUGGUUAGAGCUUUUGAGGACAUAAUUGCCAAUACUUCUCCUACUUCUGAUAGUGUAGAAGUAUCCUAUUUGCAGCUAUACAUGGAAUCUGUACAAGAUCUUCUUGCUCCAGAAAAGACUAAUCUUCCUAUUCAUGAAGAUCCCAAGACAGGAGAAGUAUCAUUGGCAGGGGCUGAAGUGGUUAAAAUUCGAGAUCUCGAUCAUUUCUUAGAACUACUGCAGAUUGGUGAGGCAAACCGUCAUGCGGCUAAUACAAAGCUGAAUACAGAAUCUUCACGCAGUCAUGCAAUUCUGAUGGUUUAUGUACGACGAUACAUCCAUGAGAAUGCACAAGAUCAAAUUGCUUUUCAAGAGAAAGACACAAGAUUGAAUUCAUGUGGUGGUACUGACUUACCUGUAAUAAGGAAAAGCAAGUUGCUGAUUGUGGAUCUUGCUGGAUCUGAGAGACUAGACAAAUCUGGCAGUGAAGGUCACUUAAUGGAAGAGGCUAAGUUUAUCAAUCUUUCUCUUACUUCACUUGGCAAAUGUAUAAAUGCUUUGGCUGAAAAUAGUCCCCAUAUACCUACUAGGGAUUCUAAGUUGACAAGGUUGCUGCGUGAUUCAUUUGGAGGCGCUGCAAGGACUUCACUUAUAGUUACAAUUGGGCCAUCUGCACGACAUCAUGGAGAGACCACAAGCACAAUAAUGUUUGGCCAACGGGCAAUGAAAGUAGUAAACAUGGUAAAGCUUAAAGAAGAAUUUGAUUAUGAAAGUUUAUGUCGGAAGCUUGAGGCUCAAGUAGAUCAUCUAACUGCAGAAAUUGAGAGGCAACAGAAAUUAAGGGACAAUGACGAGCAUAACUUCGAAAAGCAGCUCAAGGAAUGUGUAGACUCUUUUUCUGAAGAAAACAAGAAUUUACUCACAAGGUCUGAGUUUUUAGAGAAUGAAAAUGGUCAUUUGAAGUUGGAGAUGAACAACAUCCUAACUGAAUUGAACUGUCUAAAAGAUCAUAGCAAUUUGAUGCGUGAUAAAGUUGCACAGCUAGAAAUGAGCUUAAAACAUAGUCAGAAACAAGAGGUUGAAAACACUACAUAUCAGAAUGUACUUGCUGAUACCACUCAGAUGUACGAGAUGAAAAUAGCAGAGCUAAUUAAGCAGGUAGAAGAUGACCGUGCUCGUACGGAGAGUGCUGAGCAACAAUUCGAUGUCAUGAAGAAACUCCUAAGUGACCAUCAAAAGACAAUUCAGCAACAUGAGAUGGAAAAUUCCAAAUAUCAGAAAGAACUGGCAGACACCUCUCAGAUGUUUGAAAAGAAAGUAGGAGAGCUAAUUAAGCAAGUGGAGGAUGAGCAUGUUCGGUUUGAAUGUGCAGCAGAGCAAUUGGAUCUGGCAAAGAAGUUUAUAAGUGAUUGUCAGAACUCAAUGCAGGAGCAAAAUGAGGUUGAGGAACUUAGGGUGAAAUUACAAGAAAUGCAUCAGCUGCAUAACGAUACUUUAGUUGAAUUACGAUCCCUGAAAUCUGAGUAUGACAAUGUACACGAAGAGAAGGCAACACUAAGUGAAGAACUUUAUGCUGCGAGGCAAAGACUUUUGGUUGAAGAGAAGCAAAGGAAGACCAUUGAACAUGAGCUGGUGGAACUAAAGAAGACUGUUCCUGAAGGUGAUAAUGACAUUGAGGAUAAAAAGUCAUAUAUGAAAGAAAAUAUUGGCAAAGGAUCUUCUGCUCUCCGGAGGCCAAUGGGGUUACACAACUCAAACACAGUAAGGGAGACACUAUCUGGCCAAAGGGCCUCUAUUGCGAAGAUAUGUGAAGAGGUUGGGCUACAGAAGAUACUGCAAUUAUUAACAUCUGAGGACGUAGAUGUCCAAAUCCAUGCUGUGAAAGUGAUAGCCAAUCUUGCCGCUGAAGAUAUCAACCAAGAGAAGAUUGUGGAGGAUGGAGGUUUGGAUGCACUGCUUAUGCUAUUGCAGUCAUCUCAAAAUACAACCAUACUAAGAGUUGCUUCUGGGGCCAUCGCCAACCUUGCAAUGAAUGAGAUCAAUCAAGGGCUAAUAAUGAGCAAAGGUGGUGCUCAGCUUCUAGCAGGGACAGCAUCAAAAACAGACGACCCACAAACUCUCAGAAUGGUAGCUGGUGCACUUGCAAAUUUAUGUGGAAAUGAAAGAUUACACACUAUGCUGAAAGAAGAUGGAGGCAUCAAGGCACUUCUGGGAAUGAUUGGUUCUUGGAAUAAUGAUGUCAUCGCACAAGUUGCAAGAGGAGUGGCUAAUUUCGCAAAAUGCGAAUCCCGGGGAAAUAUUCAAGGACAAAGAAAAGGCCCAUCACUUCUAAUGGAAUAUGGGACCCUGGAAUGGUUGAUUGCCAACUCCAAAUUUAAUUCAGCUUCCACGAGACGCCAUAUUGAGCUUGCUGUUUGCCAUUUAGCACAAAAUGAGGACAAUGCCAGGGAUUUCAUAUCCACUGGAGGGUUGAAAGAACUUGUUCGAAUAUCAGUUGAGUCUAACAGAGAAGAUAUUCGAAACUUAGCUAAGAAGACACUGAAAUUGAGCCGAGAAUUUCAAGCAGAGAUGAAUGCAGAAUAGCAGAGGAUACAGAGAUUGCAGGCGAAUAUUGUUAUCGGAACUAUAAUACUUUGAGCAACAUGUGUCAUUUCAAGCAGAGAAGAAUGCAGUGUAACAGAGGAUACAAAGACUGGCAAAUAUUGUACUCAGAACUAUGGUACUUUAAUAAAGUAUGAAAGGUAUACCAUCCCCCAACCACUCUCGGGAGACGAACCUUUUUUGGGGGAAGGGGAUAAAUGUGAAUAUUAUCUGAUCUCCAUCGCUUUCCCUCCCCAAGUAUAUGUGCUUCACAGUCCAAAGGAAAAGCGUGUCUUGGCUUCAUUGUGUCUAAA